Molecule: messenger RNA, 2088 nt
Organism: Synchiropus splendidus (mandarinfish)
Lineage: Eukaryota; Metazoa; Chordata; Actinopteri; Syngnathiformes; Callionymidae
Gene: kdf1a
Product: keratinocyte differentiation factor 1a
Exons: 4
Coding region: 317-1495 (392 amino acids)
Biological process (GO): regulation of epidermal cell division; keratinocyte development
Cellular component (GO): cell junction
Source: RefSeq, a predicted model, not a curated record
UGCUGUUAGCAGGAGCCGCAGGUAAAAGCCCAACAUCAGCCCAAUCUCGGCUCAGCUUCACUCGAAAUAAACUCAAGAGGAGCGAACGCGGAUGGGUUUCGCAGCAGCGGCCGUUUACACCUGCGAUCCGUGGAGUUAAAUCCCCCGGGAAGUUGCUUUUUCGGUUCAAAAUUCGUCUCUUUCUGUUUGGAGCGCUAGCCGAGGAAAGUUUUUCUCUCCGGGACUUCCGCAGUUUCGCCACUAAUCAGCUCAACUGGGAUAGAAACACGUCCAGGAGUGUUUCUUCUUCUUUAUGCCGUUCCAGGCGUUCUGAGCCAUGCCUGGCCACAGCAGCAGCAGCAGCAGCGCUCCGCAGGCGUCCCGCCACCACAAACACCAGGGCUCCAGCUCCAGAGCCGCCAAGUACAGUCAGACUCGCACCAUAUCCAGGGACACGACCACCAGCCAGGACUCUUAUCAGGACCACCACCACAGCGAGCACUCCCGCCACUCUGACCUCAAGCAUGGCCGCAGAGGUCACCCACGGAACGGCCGCGGCUCAGAGACCAUCGGCUUCAUACCGGGCUCGGCAGACGGCGCGCCCUCUGGCAGACAUGCUUGCGGCUCCUGUGCUUCCAUGGGCUGGAGCGGCUGCAAGGCUCUUAUCUGCUGUGUGCUGACCUGCGGAUUUUACGGCAGCAGGGAGCCCUGCCUGCCGGUCAACGAGAGUUCCACAGACCAUCCUCCUAAAGCGGGUGCCGAGACCCACCCUCCGAAUGGCAUGGCUGUCACCAACCCCACCUGUGGGGUCCCGCUGGAGUCCACAAAAGCACCCCAUGCCUCCAAGUUGCCCGCCAGCGACAGUUUCCGCUACCCUGACGUGCGUAUCGCCGGUCAGACGGUCCGGUAUCCGGUGGCUGCCCCUAAAAGGAACCGCACCCCCGGCAGAGGUGACACCCAUCGGCCCAUCAGCAACACCAGCCUGUUGUCCCGGGAUGACUAUGACUUGGAUGACCUGAGCGACACGGGCACAGAUAUUGACUCUCUCAUCACCAAGAAGCUCCUGGAGCUGUACGCGCUUCACCAGAUCGACCAACUGGCCAAAUGCACCUCCGACUCCUCCUUCUCCCGCAAGACCAACGAGAUCAGCGAGCUCAUCUACAACAUCGCUCAGGACUACAACCUGGAGGAGCAGGAGGCAGAGUGCAAGCUGGUGCACGGAGUCAUCCGCAUCAGCACCCGCAAGGGGAAGAGGAACAAAAGCCAUCAGUCGAGCGGGCAGCGGACCAACGGGAGGAACGACGGGACCCUGCCUGACAGCGGCAACGAGACCAUGACCUUCAUGAGCAGCGACUUUCCAGAGGUCAAAGUGUCCGAGCAGACGCCGUCCGACGAGCUGGCCAGGAAGAUGAGACUGAACAGCGGCAGAACUUACUCCUCCAGCAGCGCCACAGCCUACUCCCCGUACAUGCACGACACAGAGACGGACUCUUCCGGCGCCCCGCUGCUCCUCUGAAGAAGGAGGUCGGCACUGACCCGAGCGGUUGGUCUCGUCCUCGCUGUUACAGAGCCUUGACCCCGGGCACUUGUAAUCCCCUUUAGAGCUGCUCAUCUUUGGAGGUUUGCUCUCUCCAGCAAACAUUCUCUCAGCACAGUUUUUGUAUCGGUUCGACACCGUCCUUGGCUUUCCGUCUUUAAACUCCUCGGACUCACGUUUGGACGAGCAGGAUUCUGCCGUAUUGUCAAGCCAUAUUUUAUGUAUAUAUUUUCCUGGGUUGUUAAACCUGCUGUGGCGAUGAGCCACGUUUUCUAAAUAAACGGUGAGUCAUGUUUUUACCAGCCUGUUCGUCAAACUUCAUUUGUCUUCUUCAUCUAUUUCCACAUUUCGGCCUACUUUUCCUCUUGUAACUGCUGACACACUCCGCUCCCAGGGUCACUGUUGCACCAGCCAGAAUUUUCCGCCCUCAGCAAAAACAAAACCUGUUCGUCUGGUUCUAGCAAAAAGGAAAUAAAAUCCUGGGGUUUGUCUUUGUUGGGAAGACGGCCGUGCAGAAAGCCUACCUGAUUUAUUGUGGCUUCCUCUGCUCACUCUGCUUUUCAUCACUUCAU